GUCAAAAUCGGUUACGACACUGGUAUAGCGAAGGGCGUUUAGCAGGUCGCUUGCCCCGACAUCGUGUCCCGUAGCCGGCGUGUCUACCAACGGGCGUCCGCUCGCUUUCUUCACUUCCUUCGUACGUCUAUACACCAGUUCACUCUUGGUUUUCUACUUUUUUUCUCUCUCUCUCUUUGGAGAAGAAAGUCUUGCCUGCCUCCUGCUUGCCAGGUUUGUUGGAGUCGUCGUUCAGACUCGCCCGGAUGUUCCGGGACGGGAUGCCGUCCUGUUUUUUUUCUUUUUGAUAUCCGGAAGUUAUGAUUCUCAGUCUGUGUGCCAUGCUACAACUGAAGGCAACGUGUCAUAGCCCAGCUUUACCGCACAGUGUAAAUAGCCACUGGCUUCGUGCGAGGAACACCAUUUACUCUCGCGACGAAGGCUCGGGCAGGAAUUGCAUUCAAAAGCGUUGGGAUCUUUUUUUCUUCUAAAAACGACGAUCGUACAUGGAACAGAAAUCUACCCUCGCAGAAACGUGGAAGUCACACGCAAGAUAACUUUACCGUCUUGACAACAUCAGUGUACGGCAAACGCAGCACCUAUCACCAGUGAAGCCGUCGUUAACUUGUACCGUAACGACUGCCAUUUCUGCGGCCUGGCACAAAGAUGCGUCGCUCGGUCACGUAAGGAGGUCCCGGGAGCAUAGUCUGUCUCGUCAAGUCUGGAUUCUUUUUUUAUUAUCCCCAUACCUGCCAUCCAGACAGUCUUGUAUAGUAUCACUUUCAUUUUGAAAUAUUUUCAGUGCGGACAGACGUAGCAGCGGGAAAGUCGUCCAAGCAAAGCCUCGUAUUCAACAACAUGUAUCCCCGCCCUACGCCCUCUACCGUCACGAUGACGCUGCUGCUGCACUUUCUGGUAGUCUCGCUCUCCAGGCUGACAUGGGGCCAACAGCUGCCCACGCGGGACGAGGAAAUAUUCCAGCUGCAGAUGGCCAACCCAGAGUCUGUAGCGGAUACCAAGGUGCUCCCGGAUGGGGCUGAAACGAAAGGCUACGUUUUUCAAGGCACCCGUAAAUUUUUUUACUUCGUGGUGGAGGAGGAUAGUGCACCAGUGGCCAUCACAGUCACGCCGUGUGCUGCCCAAUUAGACUGGACCCUGUCCCUCAUGGAUCUACCUGAGGACGGCAGUGGCUCAAGUGACGACCAGUUAAGUGAACAGCGCCCUCGCCGUCACCCGAACCCAAAGCAGGGCACGGUGGUCAAGACGUACGUGGGGUAUGACGUCAGCACCUACGUCACCUACAACUCCCCAGCAGGCAUCUACACGCUGGAGAUUAAGAGUCCGGAGAAGAGCACCAGCGUCCAGAUUUAUGCAACCACCACGCCGGAUUCGGAUCACCUGUACCCGGAGCUGCCGACUGAUCCCCGACUCGACAUCACCUCGUUCAGAAAGAACAAAGUGUCACUAGCCUGGAAGCCCAGCCCAUCCGAUGUUAUCUACCGAGAGCCCAUCGUGUACUGCGUGGCGAUCAAUUCCAGGCAGAACUACCACACCUGGUGCAGCGUGCAGUCGUGUCUGUACGGAGACCAGCCGCCCGCACAGCCGGAACACACCGGGUUUGGGUUCGAGCAUGAGCGGGCGGAGAGGCGCCAGCACCGGCGAGAUAAAACUGCGGACAAGGAGGGAAGAGCACGUGACAGAGAAGGAGGAGAAGAAGAGGAUAUCAUUGUGGAGUGUGUGGGGAAGAAAACACUGCACACCUUCACCAACCUGGAGCCAGCAAAGCGAUACUACUUCGACCUCUUCGCUGUGGAUGAGACCAACAAUAGGAGUGUGGCUUACAUUGGUACCUCCAUCAUCACACGGCCAGGACCUGAGAUCAGAAAACAUAUCGUCCUCAAGGAUGGAAAGCUCCGUACGUCCUCGGUCCGUAAGUCCUCCCCAGUCAAGACCUUCGACUUCAGCGUGGGUGAAACGGUGAAAGAUGUGAUGGUGACUGUGCAGCCCUGCAUCGAGUCCGUUCAGGCAGAGGUGUGGCGAGACGGUACCAAGAUACGGAGCUCCAACAUCCGUAACCUCAAGGACUUCUGGAUUCGUGACAUCUCGGGUGACAUCGAGAUCAAGGUCAAGAGCCUUCGUAGAGGGUCCACGCAUUUCAGAAUCUUCGCCACCACGCGGCCCAACAAGUACCCAUUCCCCCGGCUGCCUGACGAUAAGCGAAUCAAAGUCUUUGAGAAUCUCCGGCAGUGUGACUCGGUCACGUUGGCGUGGCUUAGCACCAAAGAGGUGUCGCAGUACUGCCUGUACAAGCGGGUAGACAAACAGGCCAAGAGGCCCACGAAAAGAUCCCGAGGUCGCAACAGGCAGUGUCUGGAGCCUGACAUGAGAAAGAGAACUGAAAAAGUCAUCUGUAGAUCCAUCAGUGGGACAGAUGUCGACAGGGAUGUUCUCAUGGAGGAAGUUAGUGGGUUGUCGCCCGAUACGACGUACAUCUUCGAUGUUUACGUAAGCAGCUUUGGUAAGCAAACGUUGGCGUAUAGGAGUGCUACAGUCACAACGAAGAAAAUCUGCUGAUUCGAGAUAUAAACUUAGCUCUGUGGAGACUUUAAUUCACUGUAACGUUGCCGUACGACCGACGAGGCGCCCUCUACAAGAACGCCCUCUGUUGAGUACUUACCACAUGAACGACGACAUAUCGUGAUAUGGAGAACCAAGUGGCAAGACAAUAUUAUACAAUUAUACCAGGACGUAAGCGAUAGACUUAAACGUUUGUGAUCCAUAAGGCUGCGAUUGCAAACCGCGACUGGUGCUAAAUCCAUUCACACGAGGGCGCUGUGAUGUUUCAUAGACAGGUCGGCUUUAAAGAGUGCCACUUUUUCCUAAGUGACGUUGACAAGGCGAACAUUGGCUGCGUUCGGAUGCUCCAUUUUUUUAGCGCUUGUACGAAAAGGACAGUAUACGGUUGUGUAAAUCAAAAGACUGAUAACCGUAACUUCAGUGCUAAUGGCAAACCUGGUAUUCUUGCUUUGUACUAUAUACUUUGUUUUGGAGAGGGAAGGCAUUUAUUUCGACCAUUGUAAUUUAUAUGUACAUGUAUAUUGAACCGUGAGAAGGAACGGCGGCCGAGGAUUGGUCUUGAUUCGGUGUAUAUAAUCGUUUGAUGCAAAGGACUUGUCAAGAGCCGAUUAUAUCGGCUGAAACCAGACUGGGUUUGCCCAAAGGCAAUGCCCAGGCACGCUAGUACACUGCCUAAUGUAAAAGUAAUCACAGUUAUGUAUAAACUAUUUACGAGAUUACUCAAUACGUUUCUCUAUCUUGCUAUUACAUGUAUACAGACUUUGAUGCGCAUCUUUUAUAAUAAACUGGAAACGCUCGCAGGUGUGGCGUGCGGACCUGUGCCAUGUGCAUGUAUAUAAUGGCCUUAUAGAAAAUAAAUCUUCGCUUUUGUGGUAAACCAGAGCAUUAAGGCUACUCAAAAACAUACGGCAAAGCUUUUCGACACUACUUUUUGCUCAUGAUCUAGUAUCGAAGCACAUGUUAGGUUUUUUACCUUUUUGAUUUUUUUUUCUUCAAAAUUACAUUGGCUUAUUUCAAAACAUUGUGCUCAUGGCUCUUCCUGCUUCGAAUGUGUCUGCUGCCACCUGCAGACAAAACCCUUCCAGUUUCGCACCUGCGCACAAGCGGCAAAGCAGGCUGGUGACUGACGCAGGAGUGCUAUUUAUUUACUGUAACGAAGUCAAGGGAAUGACCGAUAUUGCUUGUGCUCCUGAAUAAUGCUCAUUAUUAUUUUGUAAGCUCAUUAUUAUUUUUGUAAGCUACUCGACUUACUAUGGCAAAAUGGUGGGUUUUUUUUCUAAGUUUAUUUUUGUGUACAUAUUCAUCACCAAAUUUCGCGCAUAAAAGGUUACUUAUGAAUUACAUGUACAUGUAACACGUUAAAUUUACCAAUUUACAAACAAUAUUUAACUUUGCGUACAAGUAAUGUCACUCAUCAUCAUUUCUGUACGGAUCAGUAUAACCGUAUUUUAAGCUUCCCAAGCGCUAGGUUUUUUUUUUUUGCAUUAUGCAUUGUUUUUUAAACUUACUUUGAAACGACUUAUAAUGUACCCUCUGUUCAAUACAGGGUGAGUCACAAAAA
Messenger RNA from Patiria miniata (bat star), 4117 nucleotides. RefSeq names its product protein NDNF-like (gene ndnf). The coding region runs from base 838 to 2553 and encodes 571 amino acids. The record is from RefSeq and is a predicted model, not a curated record. The transcript has 4 exons. Lineage: Eukaryota; Metazoa; Echinodermata; Asteroidea; Valvatida; Asterinidae. Gene Ontology annotation, molecular function: protein binding.